Opisthocomus hoazin is the source of this 782-nucleotide messenger RNA. The record is from RefSeq and is a predicted model, not a curated record. NCBI's taxonomy places the organism in Eukaryota, Metazoa, Chordata, Aves, Opisthocomiformes, Opisthocomidae.
AUGAAGAAGUUACUACAAAACAGAGAACAAAGCUUAAAUGAAAAUGAGCGGGCGAAGGCCGUCGUGAAGAAGAAGGAGGACCCGAGUGCCAUCAAGGAGCGGGAGGUCCCCCAGCAUCCCUCUUGCUUGUUCUUCCAGUAUAACACCCAGCUGGGCCCCCCUUAUCACAUCCUGGUUGACACUAACUUCAUCAACUUCUCCAUCAAGGCCAAGCUGGACCUAGUGCAGUCGAUGAUGGACUGUCUCUAUGCCAAGUGUAUUCCAUGUAUCACAGAUUGUGUAAUGGGCGAAAUUGAGAAGUUGGGGCAGAAGUACCGUGUGGCGUUAAGAAUUGCCAAGGACCCUCGGUUUGAACGCUUGCCAUGUAUGCACAAAGGAACCUACGCAGAUGACUGCUUGGUACAGAGGGUCACUCAGCACAAGUGUUACAUUGUGGCCACAGUGGAUAAAGAGCUCAAGCGGAGAAUAAGAAAAAUCCCAGGAGUGCCUAUAAUGUAUAUUUCCAGGCACAGAUACAAUAUUGAGAGGAUGCCAGAUGAUUACGGAGCUCCUCGAUUCUAACCUGUCCAGCCAAGCCAUCCGUGCCAGGGCUGUAAGCCGGGAUCAGGGUCCUUCUGGUUCCAACUCUCCUGCUUUCUUUUCUUGCUGGGACUCUGUGCGUAGGACUGUGGGUGACAUCGGACUGACUUCAUAGCCUUGAUCUUCUAAGAAAAAGCUACUUGGAAGAACCUGUUUUUAUUCAUCCUUGUUCUGACUUGGCUUGAUUACCUAUAGCUGGGAGA